GAAGUAUAGUAUUUGCGUGGCUAGCAUUGCACUGACUUAAAAAUUAAGCUGAUUCACACACGCUCUGCAAAAGACAACUUGACUUCACCAAGUCAGCAAUGGCGCGAUCUGCAAUGUAAACCCUAAAACCAAAGUAAGAGGAGUGCAUCUCUGAUUACCUAAUUCCCCUUCACUUGAGCUCAUUAUUCGAGUCACCCGCCACCCAUCUGCCUUCAUAAACAAACGAAUUUUAACAGAAAUUCGAGUGGGUUUGCACUCAAUGCAUACAUAAGUUCAGUGUUUCUCAAUGACGGCUGAAGUAGCAGCAGCAGCAGCUGCAAUGGGGGCACUGACCCAAGCCAAGACAGCAUUCUGGGCUCCAAUUGUGGACACAAUUGCCUCUUCAAAUAACAUGGAGGAGAUUUACACAGCAUUAAAGGAGGCAAUUGCAAUGUUAGGUGCUAAAAGGGAUGAUCAUCAAAAUGAAAUCCAAAGACGAAAGAUAAAGAUGCCUUCUAAAACUUAUGAUCAAUGGAUUCACAGAGUUAUUAAGACUGAAGAAGAAGUGAAGAAACUACUAGCCAGAUAUGACAAACAAAGUGAAAGCUCACAAAUAAUUUGUUUUCUUCCACGUUCAAAUUUCAGCAAUGAGAUGAAAAAAAAGGGUGAGAAAGUAAUCAAACUUUUGGAGGAUAGCAAUCAACUUGGGAGUAUUUUGGUUGAUCAACCACUGGAACCUGUUAUCAAGCUGAUAGCACCAAAUAUAAAAAAGUUUUCAACACUUCAAAUGCCACUAGAAGAUACAUUGGAUUUGCUGAAAAAAGACAAAGUUAAAGGAAUUGCAAUCUCUGGAAUGAUGGGGACUGGGAAAACAGCCAUUAUGAAGAACUUGAACAAUCAUGAAGAAGUAGCCAAAAGAUUUGAUAUGGUCAUGUGGAUAAAGGUUUCAGCAGGGGAGGGCAAUGAGAAUUUGGACAUGAGCCAGUUGCAAAAUGCUAUUGCUAAAAGGUUGAAAGUGGAUAUGGAAGGCACCAGUGAUUCUGACGACAUUGCCAAGAGAAUAUCAAAUGAGUUGAAUGGAAAAAGGUAUUUGCUACUUCUGGAUGACGUUAAAGCAGACCUUGAUAUACAUCAAAUGGGAAUCCCUCCUUGUGAGAAUGGGAGCAAGAUAGUAUUGACAACUAGAGAGAGCCAUAUUCGUUUCCCAAGAGUGGAUAGGGUGGUCAAGGUGACAUAUUUGUCUCCUAAGGAAUCAUUCAGAAUGUUUCAAGAUGUAGCAAAUUGCCCAAAACUUAAAGAUGAUCGUGAAGCAGAGGCAUGUGCAUGGAAAAUAAUCAGAGAGUGCGGUGGUCAUCCACUUUUAAUAAAUAUAAUAGCAAGUGUGUUCCAAAAGAAAGACUUGAAAUUAUGGAGUGAAGGAUUUAAAAGCUUGAAAAGAUUUUCAGAAAAAGGUCAACAUGAAUUGAAAGAAUUGAGGAAUGUGAUAAAAUUCUGUCACGAUGAUCUGGAAGAUACUCAAAGGAAAUGCUUACUAUAUGGUGUGUUAUAUCCUGAAGAAAAGGACAUUUAUAUAGAUUGUUUGUUGGAGUGUUGGGAAGCUGAAGAUUUCCUUGGUAAUGGUGGUGAUUCAAGAAAGGCAUAUAUCGACGGAAUUCAUAUAUUGAAUAGCCUUAAGGACAAGUCAUUACUCGAGGAACAUAAGAAUCCAAAAUAUGUUACGAUGCACAAAUGUAUCAGACAGGUACUCUUAUAUAUCUUGUCAGAUGAUCCUAACUAUAAACUUUUGGUGCAACAAAUGCCCCCAGAUGCAAAAUGUUGGAGUGAAAAGAUAUGGAUCUCUUUGAUUGGUAAGUUUGACAAGUUGCCAGAUUGCCCAAAUUGUGGCUCGCUCUCCACACUCUUCCUACAGAAAAAUUGGGCUUUGAAGAGUAUUCCUGCAUCAUUCUUUGAGCACAUGACAAGUCUCAAAGUUUUGGACUUGCUUCAUACCGGAAUUGAGUUAUUACCAUCAUCUCUAUCAAAAGUGAUCGGUCUCAAAGUGCUCUAUCUAAACUAUUGUGAAUAUUUGAUGGAACUCCCUUCUAGUUUAGAAAAACUUGAACAUCUUGAAGUGCUUGAUAUCCGGGGCAGUGGGUUCAGUAAUAUACCAUCUUUUAUUGGAAAUUUGAAGAGUCUAAGGCAUUUUCGAGUAUCCUUCGCCAAAUGUGAAAGUGAAAAUGAUACUAAAGAGGUGGAGUUUAAUUGCAAUAUGAUUUCCAACCUUUCUAAAUUGGAAGAAUUGAUCAUUGAUGUGAAAUCACUGAGACACCAAUCCAAUAAGGUGGUAGUGACUAUCAUAAAAAAUGUGGUUACUUUGAAAAAUUUGACAAAACUUCAGUUUUGCUUUUUAAAUGAGGAGGUUGUAGAUGUCAUUGAGGUGGGUACUCCUACUACUUAUCUCCGAAUCAAUUUUCCUGAAGCAAACAUUCUUUACACUUUUAUUGAGGAAACCCGCUCAUGGAGAAGCAUCCAAGACAUCCGGUCAUUUCAAUUUUUCAUUGAUUGCCCUAACUCAAAAUACCCUUGUAUUCCUAAAUUUUAUGAAUAUGAAAGGUAUGUUAGAUAUUGCAAUGGUGAAGGCAUCAAUCAUCCAAUUUUUGAGGUCCUCGCAAAUGUUGAUGCAUUCGAUUUGGUGAACAAGAAGGACAUCAAGCAUCUAUCAGACUUGGGAAUUCCAAGCAUGAAAGAGGUAAAAGGUUGUCAAAUUGAAAAUUGUACUGCACUUGAAACAGUCGUGGAUAGCGAAAUAUUGCCCAAUGUAAAGCAUUUAUACAUGAAGAAUUUACCAAAGUUGCAAAGCAUUUGGAAUGACCGAGUGGAUCCAGCUACUCUAACCAAACUGAAGACUCUGGUUUUGAGUAGCUGUCAAAUGUUGAGAAUUAUUUUUCCUCUAGUUGUGAUUCAACAUCUUCGUGAAAUUGAAUGUUUAAAGAUUGAAGACUGCCCAGAAAUUGUGGAAGUGGUUGAGCAAUCUGCAACCGCUGGAAAUCAGGAACUUCUGCCAAAACUGAGGAAAGUAGUACUUUGUGGCCUGCCAAAGUUGGGAAGUAUUUGCGCAGAUAAUUCAUUGAAGUGGCCAGCCUUGGAGAAGCUUAACAUUCAUAACUGCCCAGCCUUGAUCAAACUACCAUUCGGCAAAGAUAACGCAGAGAAUCUGAAACUUAUCCAAGUAGAAAAGCAGUGGUGGGAGAAUUUGCAGAAUCAAGAAGUGAAAGAGCAACUUCAGCAAUUUUGCACCUUCAGAUCCUAGAUUAUACAAACAUGGUGUUCGUGAGUUGGUCCAACGAGCUUUCCGAGAGAUCAUGUUCAGAAGUUUGGGUUUCUAUGCAUCCUCCCUCUGUUUGUUGAUACAUUCCAGUGGUUGUGGAGUUCUCCUGCUUGGUUUGGUUUGCUUCUUGCUUUUGUUCUGGUUGUUCUCUCAUUCUGUUUGGCAAGACAUAUAUAAGAAAUUAAAAACUUAAAUAUGAUGAUGAAGGCUUAAACUUGUUGUGUCAUAUUAUUAUUUAUGAUUUGAAUCACUUUUUUGUGUUUGUUUGAGACAUUUAAAAGUUCAUAAUACUGUUGCUCUCUCUCCAUAAUUAUAUCAUACCAUGAUUUUUU
This is a messenger RNA of Camellia sinensis, 3618 nucleotides long. Its product is annotated as putative disease resistance protein At1g61300. NCBI's taxonomy places the organism in Eukaryota, Viridiplantae, Streptophyta, Magnoliopsida, Ericales, Theaceae. The record is from RefSeq and is a predicted model, not a curated record. Gene Ontology annotation, molecular function: ADP binding.